Molecule: messenger RNA, 544 nt
Organism: Aspergillus brunneoviolaceus CBS 621.78
Lineage: Eukaryota; Fungi; Ascomycota; Eurotiomycetes; Eurotiales; Aspergillaceae
Product: 4a-hydroxytetrahydrobiopterin dehydratase
Exons: 3
Coding region: 1-384 (127 amino acids)
Biological process (GO): tetrahydrobiopterin biosynthetic process
Molecular function (GO): 4-alpha-hydroxytetrahydrobiopterin dehydratase activity
Source: RefSeq, a predicted model, not a curated record
AUGUCCGCUUCCGCGAACUCCGCGGCCAUUGAACCGCAAUUCGCCGAGGGCGUCGACGCGGAAGAGCUCCGGCCGCGCCUGACCGCGCUGCUGCAGCCGGAGCAAGGGUGGACGCUGGAUGCGGAGGGCCAGGGAUUGCAGAAGACGUACUUCUUCAAGACCUAUUUCAAGGCGGUGAGCUUUGUGAAUGUGGUUGCUUCGCAAAGUGCCACGAUGAAGCAUCAUCCUACUAUGACUGUUCGGAUUGGAUCGGUGGAUAUCCACUGGACGACGCACCACCCGCGAGGUCUAACGGGCAAGGAUGUGGAUAUGGCGCAGCAUUGUGACGAGGCGGCGGAACUGAUGGGGGCGGUGGAGGCCGGGCAGGGGAGGAAGUGCCAUUGAUGGUUCAGUUUGUAUCGAUCUGGGGGGUGGUGUUGUUAUGAACUCUGUAUAAGUCCUGUACGUUGUGCGCGUAUAACAAGUUCGGAUCAGGAGGUGGGAGAUGAAACUCCCAGCCAGCCAGCAGCAUCAAAUUGAAGGGAGUGAAAGUGAAAGUCCAAAC